Messenger RNA from Synchytrium microbalum, 1107 nucleotides. RefSeq lists its product as uncharacterized. Gene Ontology annotation, molecular function: protein binding; ubiquitin-protein transferase activity; zinc ion binding. Gene Ontology annotation, biological process: protein import into peroxisome matrix; protein monoubiquitination. Bases 1 to 1107 code for a protein of 368 amino acids. NCBI's taxonomy places the organism in Eukaryota, Fungi, Chytridiomycota, Chytridiomycetes, Synchytriales, Synchytriaceae. Gene Ontology annotation, cellular component: peroxisomal importomer complex; peroxisomal membrane. The record is from RefSeq and is a predicted model, not a curated record. The transcript is spliced from 8 exons.
AUGGAAUUCCUAAGUAAUCUAGGGGCCACUUCGGGCGACUUACCCUCUUAUUUCGAGCUGGUGAACGAGGACAAGAUGAGAGACAUGUUGCGUCCCGCUCUCAGAUAUGUCCUGACUGUCUAUGCUCAACGCUAUCCACGUUAUCUCCUGAGAGUCGUCAAUCAUCACGAAGAAUUGUAUGCUCUACUCAUGAUCCUCGUCGAAAACCACUACCUAAGAGAAUGGGGAUCCUCGUUCGCUGAAAACUUUUAUGGUCUAAAGAGAAUACCCACAAGGAAGGGCUUUCGAGGCAGAGUCUCUGAAAAGCUCACAGACUAUCACAUAUUCGCAUCUCUCAUAUGUCUGGUGGUGAUUCCUUAUGCUAAAGGAAAGCUGGACGAAUACUACGAGACUGUAUCUGGAGGUCCAGGCGGACAAUUAUUCGGUGAUACCUUUGAUGAAGAGGAAGAGGCAGAGCAUGAAUCAUCCAUGAUACCACGCAUACUUAAGAGAAGCAAGAAACUAUUCAAAACAGUCUAUCCAUAUGCCGAUGGAACGUAUGCUGCUCUCUUGUUUGCAUAUCAACUAGCAUACAUGUAUAACAAGACAGACUUUUACUCGCCAUGGCUGCAUCUAAGCGGAGUAGAAGUGCGGAGAAUGUCUCCAAGAGACUUUAAGGAACACUCUGAAAAGGAAGAGUUGGUUAAAAAGGCACGAGAUGCUGCCUUUGCGUCUGGAUCACCACUGCAAAUGGCCAAAUACUUUAUGAGUCUGGUUUCAACACGGGGCUUUGACUUUUUGAAAUACUUUUUGCCAAUGAGUAUCUUCUUUUUCAAGUUUUUGGAGUGGUGGUAUCAGUCAGGUUAUCACAAGCAGGCAAAUGCUCAGCCCAUUCCACCCCCGCCAGAGCCCAUACCACCGCAUCCUGAAGGAUUGGCAGUUCCAGAGGACCGGUCUAUUUGUCCUAUCUGCAACAAGAAGCGUACAAAUCCUACCAUGUUGCCUAGUGGAUUUGUGUUUUGUUAUCCAUGCAUCUUUAGAUAUGUGGAGGAAAAUGGACAGUGUCCAGUGACAUUCAUGAAAGCUACCACCGAGCAACUUAGAAAAGUUUAUGCCGUUAGCGCAUAA